Molecule: messenger RNA, 1344 nt
Organism: Mucor velutinosus
Lineage: Eukaryota; Fungi; Mucoromycota; Mucoromycetes; Mucorales; Mucoraceae
Gene: HUL5
Product: ubiquitin-protein ligase (E3)
Exons: 3
Coding region: 1-1344 (447 amino acids)
Biological process (GO): tRNA import into mitochondrion; protein targeting; protein import into mitochondrial matrix
Cellular component (GO): mitochondrial outer membrane translocase complex; mitochondrial outer membrane
Molecular function (GO): transmembrane protein transporter activity
Source: RefSeq, a predicted model, not a curated record
AUGGCAUUGAAACCAUCCACCAUUGCACUUAUUUCUACUGCUGUUGUAGCCUCAUUUGGCCUCGGAUUUUUGAUCUACUAUGACAGCAAGAGAAGAAGCGAUCCUCAAUUCAAAAAGCAAUUGAAACGUGAGCGCAAGAAGGCUGCCAAGCAAGAAAAGUUACAAAAAGAGAAAGAAAUCACCAGUGUCGAGGGUUUGAUUGCCUCUGUCUUGGAGACAGUGGCCAAUGAAGACUUUCCUGAAUCCGCCCAAGAGAAGGAAGCUUAUUUCAUGGAAAAGGUGGCAUUGGGAGAGGCACUUUGCAAAGAAGGUCGCGAAGAUGAUGCUGUGUUGCCCUUUUACAAGGCACUCAAGAUUUAUCCUGCUCCAUUGGAAUUGAUCAUGAUUUACCAAAAAACUGUACCCGAGAAAGUGUUCCGCAUUAUUGUCAAUUUGAUGGCUGUGGAGCAACAAAAGCGUCAAUCUGAAUUCUACGAUCUUUUCCCUCCUGCUGAACUCAACAUUAAACUACAACCCACCAGCACGGAAGGCGAAAAGACAAAGCAUACGCUUGUGGCUGACAGAGAUUUCAAUCAAGGCGAAGUUGUUUACGUCGAAUCACCUUUGAUCUCUGCACUCCAUCCUCAAUUGGAAGGAUCUUACUGCAACUUCUGCAUGAAAAAGCUGACAGACGACAGCAAGAUUGAAUGCACAAACUGCGAUCAAGUAGCUUUCUGCAGCAAAGAAUGCGAGACCAAGGGCAGCGAACAAUAUCACACCUUUUUAUGCUCCAAUUCAAAGCUCACCUCCGACAACAAGGCAGUAGAAUUCAGAUCUUAUGCUCAAAUCAACAAUGUGAAAUAUCCUCAGAUGAUUGCUCAAUUCCUAUCGAGCAUGGUAGCAGAAGAGAUGGAGAAGAACAAGCUGGGAAAGGAUGCGCCUCGUUACAGUGCCUGGGAUCACAUUGAACGAUUCAAUCAGCAAGAAUUACAGGCUAAUGAAGAGACAGUGAAAGAGGCUACUAUGAUCAAAGAGUUGCUUGCUUCCAAGGUGCCUGGCAUUGACGAAUUUUUGUCGGAUGAAAUUUAUUUGUUGCUCAAGGGUAAAUUGAACGAAAAUACAUUUGAGAUUCCUGCCGCUUCCGAUGUUGCAGUGGAGAAAUCUAUGGAACCUGCUCGUUCAUUGGCAACUGGAUCCAGCGGUGUGGGCUCUUCUCUCUACAAAAUCUCAACCUUUAUUGGAAAAUCAGAUAACGCCGAUGAUUCCAACAUUUCAAUUGAAUUCAGGGAUAACUCGAACGUUUUGACUGCCACUGCCAGUAAAAAUAUCAAGAAGGGCGAUGAGAUUAGAUCUUUCUAUGUUUGA